Messenger RNA from Saprolegnia parasitica CBS 223.65, 706 nucleotides. RefSeq lists its product as hypothetical. The transcript is spliced from 3 exons. The record is from RefSeq and is a predicted model, not a curated record. The annotation marks the transcript as partial. Gene Ontology annotation, molecular function: ATP hydrolysis activity. NCBI's taxonomy places the organism in Eukaryota, Oomycota, Saprolegniomycetes, Saprolegniales, Saprolegniaceae.
UGCUGUGCGCAACCGGUCGAACGAGAUUAUCGGCCUCACGAUCCGCGUCGGCCGGUACAUUGAAGGCAAUGCGAGCUUGAUUGCCGACGUUUUGGCGAAGGAGGACAAGAACAUUCUCUUCCUCGGCGAACCUGGCUGCGGCAAAACCACGAUUGUCCGCGAAGUCUCUCGGCAGCUCGCCAACAAGUACAACGUCUGCGUCGUCGACACGAGCAAUGAGAUUGCAGGCGACGGCAACAUUCCACACAUGUGCGUAGGCUUGGCGCGCCGCAUGAUGGUCCCAUCACUCGACAAGCAAGCCGCCGUGAUGGUCCAAGUGGUCCAGAACCACACACCCGAGGUCAUGGUCAUUGACGAGAUUGGCCGACCGAACGAAGUCGAGGCCGCGCGCACGUGCAAGCAGCGCGGUGUGCGCAUCGGGCUUGUGGGUGGCAUUCAGAACGUGACGCUCAGCGACAAGACGGCCAGGGAGCAGCAGCAGAAGAACGACGGCGACUCGCUGCGGAAGAUUGUGGCCGAGCGCGGCGGCGCGCCGAUCUUUGAGGUGAUUGUGGAGCUCCGGCGCGGGCAGUACGACACGUGGCGCAUCAUUUCGAACGCGGCGGACGCGGUCGAUGCCAUUUUGAGCAACACUGACUACGAGACCCAAGUGCGCACGCGGACCGCCGACGGCAAUGCGUUUUUGUUCAGCACGGAGAAGCUCUAG